UUCUAAAUUGGUAAAACUAAGGUCCCAGCAGUAAAGUUAGAGCACUGUUUGUUUUUUAACCUGGGGUUUGGUUUCAGGAAGCUGUGGUGUUUGAGUGAAGUAAUUUGAGAAGGAGGAGGGGUGUGGGGUCAGGCAUUGUGUUGUAUUUUACAGGCUAAAGGGCUCAGAGAGAAAAGGACAAGACUCAGAGAAGGCUGCUUGCUGUUAAAAAGGUCGCACAAUGAAGAAUACAAUUAUCCUGUUUACCUUCCUGUCAUCCUUCUUUGAGGGGACAUCCACUUACCCAAUGGACCCUCUCCCUUCCCUUCGAUUUGUGACAAUUGGUGACUGGGGAGGCAUCCCCUUGCCGCCCUACUACACCAAGCAGGAAACACUGGUUGCAGAUGAGAUGGGCAAAAUUGUGGCCAAAUGGGGUGCGGAUUUUGUUCUUUCUGUUGGAGACAAUUUCUACUAUGAUGGCAUCACAGAUGUAACGGAUUUCAGAUUUAAGAGUACAUAUGAGUCUGUUUUCAAUGCUGAUUCGCUCAAGAAUGUACCAUGGUACAUAACUGCAGGAAAUCACGAUCACAAUGGGAAUGUGUCGGCUCAGAUUGCGUACUCCAAGGUGUCCCCUCGCUGGAAGUAUCCUAAUUUAUACUAUGAUCUGUCGUUCACAAUCCCAAGCACCAAUGUGUCAGUCCGACUCCUGCUCAUAGACACUGUGACUUUAUGUGGGAACUCCGAUGAUUUCCUCUUGGGGCAACCAGAGGGCCCAGCGGAUGAAAAGGUGGCUGUGGAGCAGCUACAGUGGUUGGAGGAGAAACUGCGUGGAUCCAAGGAGCAGUACUUGCUGGUGGCUGGACAUUACCCGGUGUGGUCUGUGGCAGAGCAUGGGCCGACCCACUGCCUAAUUAAACACGUGGAACCGCUUUUUAAAAAGUACAAUGUCACUGCCUACCUGUGUGGGCAUGACCACAACCUACAGUAUCUUCAGGAUGACGCUGGCAUUGGCUACGUACUUAGUGGGGCCGGCAAUUUUGUGGAGCACUCUCUGAAGCACAAGGGCAAGGUCCCAGAAGGCUAUCUGCGAUUCUACGAAGCUGAGCUUGAAAACAUGGGGGGUUUUGUCUAUGUACAAAUAACACCUAAAGAAAUGAGCAUCACAUACAUACAGCCAGGGGGCAAAUCUCUCUUCCAGACAACCCUGCAUCCUCGCUUCAUGUAACCUGAAAUAAUUCUAAAAUGCAAGACUGACUUUUACAAAUGCACCUUUUUAUAAAUUUUAGCCGAAAAAUUAUAUGGACUGCACUGACCGAAUAUAGUAUUUUUGGAAUAUUAAGUGCAGGACGAGUGGUAUUUCAAGACACAUUUGGUGACCAAGGAUUAUUAUUAUAUAUAUAUUUUUUUUUAUACAAACCUAUACCUCCCAGUCUGAUGGUAAUGAAUCAACUAACAAUUUUCUUGAUUAGACUACGAAUAUUCUGACCUGUAAAUACUAUUACGUUAACGUCUUGCCAUUCAUUUGCUUUAAGAAAAAGCUAAGCAGGGAAUGUAAAUACUGCUUUUGAUUUUAAUAAUCUUGUUUUAUUAAGAAGGGUUUAUUGGCAAAAACUGUAAAGUAGAGAAAAAAAAAAUGACCAUUUUGUGGAAGACUGAAAAUUCAAUUCUGCCAAAUUGGAUUUUUUUUUUUUUUCUCCCCAGCUUAUCUAAUUUGGUCUAAAUGCAAGAUCGUUUUUCAAUCUGCUGAACACCGUUUAGUUAAUAAGCCCCCUUUUUAAAUGAUCAUGUUGUGUUUACAUUUUAAUGUUUACAUUUCUGGGAGUUAUUGAAUUUUCUCUGCUUACUGUGAUUAAAAUGUGCAGAAAACAUCAAUAACCUCCAUAAUCACACUUAUCUGUUUUAAUGUUGUAAAUUUUAUAUAAUUUCAUUGGGGAAAAAAAAAGUUUUUUUAGGAAAAUUUAAGAUUUUAUGCGCUGAAUUUUCAUUUCUGAAACAUUGAAGUACUGAAUUGUUUUUAAUACUUGAAUCGUGGUUCUUAAAUGUUAGAUUCUGCUGAUGUAUUAGGUUAUUGCUGU
Messenger RNA from Pelobates fuscus (common spadefoot toad), 2054 nucleotides. It is a transcript of the gene ACP5, whose product is annotated as acid phosphatase 5, tartrate resistant. Lineage: Eukaryota; Metazoa; Chordata; Amphibia; Anura; Pelobatidae. Bases 221 to 1204 code for a protein of 327 amino acids. Gene Ontology annotation, molecular function: ferrous iron binding; acid phosphatase activity; ferric iron binding. Gene Ontology annotation, biological process: bone resorption. The record is from RefSeq and is a predicted model, not a curated record. The transcript has 5 exons.